Molecule: messenger RNA, 999 nt
Organism: Neoarthrinium moseri
Lineage: Eukaryota; Fungi; Ascomycota; Sordariomycetes; Amphisphaeriales; Apiosporaceae
Exons: 3
Coding region: 1-999 (332 amino acids)
Biological process (GO): sphingolipid biosynthetic process
Cellular component (GO): endoplasmic reticulum membrane
Molecular function (GO): 3-dehydrosphinganine reductase activity
Source: RefSeq, a predicted model, not a curated record
AUGGGCUGGUUCGGCCACAACCACAUGCCCGUCGAGGGCAGGACAAUCCUUAUGACCGGCGGUUCUGAAGGCACCGGUCUCUGCGUAGCACGCAUAUUUGCGAGCAAAGGGGCGAAUAUAAUCAUUGUCUCUAGGAAUGAGCCAAAGCUCGAAGAAGCUAUCAACAGUAUCAAGACCACAGCGAAAUUGCCCGAGACACAGCGCUUCCACACCAUUUCAGCAGACGUCGCCGAGUCCGGAUAUGCGGAGCGCGUUGUGACGGAUGCAACCGCCUGGAAUAACGGGCAACCGCCUGAGAUUGUGUGGUGUCUGGCGGGUCUCUCGACUCCCAUGCUGUGGACUGACGAAGGGGCCAUGAAAGCUGCCCACAACAACAUGGAUGUCAACUACUUUGGUACGGCCGAGAUGUCCCAUGCCAUUAUGCGUGCCUGGCUUCAGCCCAGCCAAGGAGCGAAGAAAACCUCAGCCGAGAAAGUCCGGCCCGCCUCCGCUAAACAUAUCAUCUUCACUGGCUCUGUUCUCUCCACUUUCUCCUUGGCCGGCUAUGGCACCUACGCCCCAUCCAAGUUCGCCCUCCGCGCCCUCGCCGACAUCCUUGUCAUGGAGGUCCGCCUGUACCCCGAUGUCCCUAUCGACGUGCACCUCAUCCUGCCCAACUCAAUCACCACUGCCGGCUACGAGCGCGAGAAUGCGACCAAGCCGAAAAUCACACAGCAGAUUGAGGGAGCCGACAAGCCCCAGAGCCCGGAGGAGGUCGCCCAAAUAUCCGUUGACGGCCUCGAGAACGGUCGUUACUUCAUCUCGACGUCAUUCGUGGGCGGCCUAAUGCGGUGGGGUACCAUGGGUAACUCACCCAGGGACAACUGGUUCGUUGAUACGUUGAUGGCCUGGAUCUCGCCCUUGAUAAUGGCAUUUGUUAUGUGGGAUAUGAACAGUCAGGUUUCGGCGUGGGCGAAGAGAAACACUGAUAGGGAGGGUUUGUCUUCUCAUACUAAGUAA